AUGAAAAUUCACGUUUUGCAGAAAGAAGUAAUAGAUUUUGCAAAGGGACUGCUCAACGAGAUGAUAGCAGAGAAGCUUGACGUUGAAAACCCUUCCUUUGAUCCAUCAAACCCCAUCUGCAUUGCAGAUUUAGGCUGUUCUGUUGGACCCAACACAUUCUAUGCAGUGAACAACAUCAUUGAAGCCAUUGAACUGAAAUACAAAUCAAACCCUCAAACCCCAUCAUUCCAUGUCUUCUUCAACGACCACACCACCAAUGAUUUCAACACUCUCUUCAAAACCCUCCCCACUAACCGGAAAUACUUCGCCGCCGGAGUCGCGGGUUCUUUCCACCGCCGGUUGUUUCCAAACAGCACCCUUCAUUUUGUUCACUGCUCUGCUGCACUGCACUGGCUCUCAGAAGUACCAAAGGAACUGAAGGAUAGAAACUCUCUUGCAUGGAAUAAAGGAAGUGUUCUACACACAAGCCCAGUGAAAGAGGUUAGAGAGGCAUAUUCAGCUCAGUUCAGGAAAGAUAUGGAGGAGUUUUUAAGUGGUAGAGCACAAGAGCUUGUGCGUGGAGGGUUGAUGGUGCUUAUAGUGCAGGGUUUGCCCGAUGGGGUCCUUCUUUCUGAGACUACUGUGGGUAUGGGGUUCUGUGUACUUGCUUCGUGCCUCGACGACAUGGCUAAGACGGGUGUUGUAAGUGCAGAAAAGGUGGACUCCUUCAACUUGCCUUUCUACCAUCCCUCUUCAAAGGAGUUAAGGGCAUUGAUAGAGACAAAUGGAUAUUUCCAUGUUGAAAGAAUAGAGAAAUUGAGUACCCCCUGGAGACACGAAACACCCGAUCUUCAACUUGUUGGCAUGCAUUUGAGAGCUGUCAUCGGGGGACUAAUUGAGGAACACUUCGGAGAUGAGAUCCUUGACGACUUGUUCCAACGCCACAUUAAGAAACUUGGGGAGAGUGCAUUCAUAUACGAUGAGAAGUACCGUAAAGAGGCUAAUUAUUUUGUGUUUCUCAAGAGAAAAGGUGUUGUAAGUGCAGAAAAGGUGGACUCCUUCAACUUGCCUUUCUACCAUCCCUCUUCAAAGGAGUUAAGGGCAUUGAUAGAGACAAAUGGAUAUUUCCAUGUUGAAAGAAUAGAGAAAUUGAGUACCCCCUGGAGACACGAAACACCCGAUCUUCAACUUGUUGGCAUGCAUUUGAGAGCUGUCAUCGGGGGACUAAUUGAGGAACACUUCGGAGAUGAGAUCCUUGACGACUUGUUCCAACGCCACAUUAAGAAACUUGGGGAGAGUGCAUUCAUAUACGAUGAGAAGUACCGUAAAGAGGCUAAUUAUUUUGUGUUUCUCAAGAGAAAAGUCGCUUGA
This is a messenger RNA of Ilex paraguariensis (yerba mate), 1350 nucleotides long. NCBI's taxonomy places the organism in Eukaryota, Viridiplantae, Streptophyta, Magnoliopsida, Aquifoliales, Aquifoliaceae. The record is from the annotation of a GenBank genome assembly.